GGAGGGGAGGAGUCAAGCUGGGGUAGGAGCAGCUGGAGUUCCACACUUCGUCGUCUCUUCUCGAAAAAAAAAACGCGCACGAAACGCAACGACAUCGCCAGUGUGACGCGCGGCGCGCACUCUUCUGCUUCUUCUUCUUCUUCUUCUUCUUUCUUUUUUUGGCGCGUCCACACACUUUUGGUGGAGGGCUGCGGUGGACGCUUGUUUGUCCGACGGCCCUCGAACGCAGCAAAGGCGCCCAAAGAAGAAGAAGACACGAAAGAAGAAGAAGAAAGAUCGGAGGAAGAAGAAAGAGGAGAAAGUGGAGGAGGAGAAACAAAUCUGGUCGCGCCGUUUGGGAGUUGUAGUGUGGAAAAGGGAGAAGGAAAAGAAGAAGAAGGUGGAAAGAAGACGAAGAGGUCCCGGGCUCCUCCAGAGGCGCAUCUGCACCCCACCUGAAGAGGGAGGACCCCCACCCCCCCAAAAAAGUGCCAAAAAGACACUCAAUUAUCCCGUCUCCAUGCGGUGCUGAGGAAUGAGCAUUCACCAUGGAAACCCAAUCCCAGGCCAACUCCGCAGCUGAGAAGAAGAAGAGGGUGGAGACCAUCGUGGCGACCAAGGGCUCGUCGGCACGCAAUGACAUCAGCGAGAAGGCGGUGGCCUCCAGCACCACAUCCAACGAAGACGAGAGCUCGGGCCCGCCGUACCACCGCGAGAGGCGCAACGCCCUGAGCUCGGAGCGCGGCGUGACCGAAGAGCCGUCCACGUCCACCGAGGAGCGGCCUUCGCCGCUCAAGAAGGAGCUGCCCGGCUCGCUGCCCCACCUGGCCGAUCACGCCCUUCCCUACCGGGGGACCCUCUUCGCCAUGGACCCCCGCAACGGCUACCUGGACUCGCACUACCCCGCACCACAGUUCUUCCCGGCCUUUCACCCUCCGGUGCCCAUCGAUGACAGACACGCGCAAGGUCGCUACAUCUACGAGCCUUCUCCCGUGCCCCCUCUCCACGUGCCUCCGGCGCUGGCGGGCAGUCCGGCCUUCUCGGACAUCUCCCUCAUCCGCAUCUCGCCGCAGCGGAACCCCUCCGUGGGGGCCGAGUCUCCCUUCCACCCGUCGCACCCGUACAUCAACCCCUACGUGGACUACCUGCGCUCCCUGCAGCCCCUCGCCAGCCCCUCCAUCUCCGUGCUGUCGGCCACCCGAGGCCUCAGCCCCGCCGACGCCCCCCACGCCGGCCUGACGCCCUCCGAGUACUACCACCAGAUGGCCCUGUUGGCGGGCCACCGCAGCCCCUACUCGGCCGACCUGCUCCCAUCCGUGGCCACCUCGGCCGGGGCGGGCGCCGCCGGCGCCCUGCACAUGGAGUACCUGCAAGCCAUGGACAGUUCUCGCUUCCCGAGCCCCAGAGUGCCGUCACGGCCAAGCAGGAAGCGACCGCUGCCCAUCUCGCCGCUGUCGGAGCACAGCUUCGACCUGCAGACCAUGAUCCGCAACUCACCCAACUCACUGGUAACCAUGCUCAACAACUCCCGCUCCAGCUCGUCCACCAGCGGCUCCUACGGACAUCUGUCAGCCGGAGCCAUCAGCCCCGCAUUGAGUUUCGCCUACCCGCCCACGCCAGUGGCCCUGCACAUGCACCAGCAGCUGAUGGGCCGCCAGCCAGCCAUGGUGGGCUCUGCCUUCGGUCACAGCCCGCCGCUCAUCCACCCGACGCCGGCCUUCGCCACCCAGAGGCCCGUGUCCGGCUUCACCGCCGCCGCCGCCGCCGGGCUGGCCGCCGCCGAGCGUUCGGCCGUCUCGGGUGACUCCGCGCAGUUGAAACCCACCAGCGAGUCCGCGGUGAGCAGCACGGGCGACCCGAUGCACCACAAACGCUCCAAGAUGAAGCCAGAGGAGGAGAUGCCCAGCCCGCGGCCGCUCAGCAUUCAGCAGGAUCACCCCGACGGCAUGACGCUGGUCAAGGAGGAAGGCGACAAGGACGAAGGCAAACAGGAGCCCGAGGUGGUCUACGAGACCAACUGCCACUGGGAGAACUGCUGCCGCGAGUUCGAUACCCAGGAGCAGCUCGUGCAGCACAUCAACAACGACCACAUCCACGGCGAGAAGAAGGAGUUUGUGUGUCGCUGGGAGGAAUGCUCCAGGGAGCAGAAGCCCUUCAAGGCCCAGUACAUGCUGGUGGUCCACAUGCGGCGACACACCGGCGAAAAGCCUCACAAGUGCACGUUUGAGGGCUGCGCCAAGGCUUAUUCCCGUCUGGAGAAUCUCAAGACUCACUUGCGCUCGCACACGGGCGAGAAGCCGUACGUGUGCGAGCACGAAGGCUGCAACAAGGCCUUCUCCAACGCCUCGGACCGAGCCAAGCAUCAAAACCGCACGCACUCAAACGAGAAACCCUAUGUGUGCAAGAUCCCCGGCUGCACCAAGCGCUACACGGACCCCAGCUCCCUGCGCAAGCACGUGAAGACGGUGCACGGGCCCGAAGCGCACGUCACCAAGAAGCAGCGCGGCGACUACCCGCGGCCCCCCGCGCAGCCCCGCGAGCCGGGCGCCAACGGCCAGGGACACUCGCCAGGGCAGCUGGGCCUGGGAGGCUACGCGGACCAAAGGGAGUAUAGCAACCACGUUACCUCUAAGCAGGACGACUGUCUGCAGGUCAAGUCCAUCAAGACGGAGAAGCCCAUGACGUCUCAGCCAAGCCCUGGCGGUCAGUCUACAUGCAGCAGUGACCAGUCCCCCGUCAGCAUCUAUCCCAGCGGUGGAGUCCAGCUUACUGUGAGCGCCGGACGCUCGCCAGUGGAGGGGCCGGACGAGGAGGAGGACGAGGCGGAGGCUGGUCAGCGGGACGGGCCGGCGCCCGUCAUGGACUCCACCGUCUCUACGGCGACGGCGGCUGCGCUGACCUUGCGGGCGAGACGUGGUGUGGGCCGCCCCCUGCGCUGGCUGGAGCACUUGAAGAGGGAGAGGCUGAAGCAGGUGAACGGGCCGAUGCCUGGCCCGGGGCCCCUGACUCCCCCGCCGCCCCCCAAGGGGUCCGUGCUCACCGGCAUCCAGGCCAAGGGAUGCUGUCUGGGCAAACAGUGGGUGUCGGCCGCUCCUCAGCCCCCAGCUCCCCCCGAGCUGGGCGGCACGACCGAGUUAACGGUGCUCAACUUGCUGCGGGACCGGCGCGACAGCAGCGGGAGCGCCGCCAGCUCGGCCUACCUGAGCAGCAGCCGGCGUUCCUCAGGCAUCUCGCCAUGCUUCCCCAGCCGCCGCUCUAGCCAGACAUCACAGAGCGACGGCGUUGCGGCCGCCCUCCACCACCGCCGCCGCCACAACCUCAGCUCCACCGACUCGUAUGACCCCAUCUCCACCGACGCCUCCCGCCGCUCCAGCGAAGCCAGCCACUACGGCGGCGGGGUGGCGGCAAACAGUGGCGCACUUUCAGGCGGUGUCUGUGGGGGGACGGGGGGUAACGGUGACCUAGGGGGCUCCCGAGGGAUGCUCACUUUAACCCCCGCUCAGCACUACCACCUGAAGGCCAAGUACGCCGCGGCCACCGGUGGCCCGCCGCCCACGCCACUACCCAACAUGGAGCGCAUGAGCCUCAAGGCCCGCAUGGCCAUGAUGGACGAAAGCGGCACCAACCAGCCUUUGCCGCCCCUCGUCGGUCCGCACCGCUGCUCUGAGACCAGCAAUGGCUUUGUGGGACAUUCGGCCUGCAGGAGGAGGGUCUUCUACCUGGGCGAGGGACCUGCGGCAGGCAACCGGAGGGCCAGCGACCCGGUGCGGACGAAGCCUUCCGGCGUUUGCGUUCUGCCCCCCGUGCAGCGCUUCAACAGCCUGAGCAACCUCCACCCUCUUCCGCCUCUAUCCCAGCAGCAGUCGCCGCCCCUGGACGUGCGCACUCUGAGCUUGCAGAAUUACACCCGCUCCGAGGGUAACCUACAGAGGGGCUUGCAGCAGCCCGCGUACACCCCAAGCAUCGCGGAGCACGCCGCUUUGGAAGCUCUGGCCAUGGAGGGUGACGGGGAGCCGUACUCUCUACUCGGGGAUGAAGAUAUACUUCCAGAUGACAUGGUGCAGUAUCUCCGUUCCCAAGUCCAGGCAGACGGUGGACCAUACGUGCACAUCGAGGACCAAAUCAUCUCCGGCGAAAGAGAGAGCUUGCAACGCUCGAUGGAGGGAAAGGAGGGGGUGAACUUCCAGGCCAACCACUGCCUCCAACAGCAGCAGAUGGUCCCAAGAAGGAGCCCCAACUUGCUUCCCAUACAGUGGAACGAAGUGAGCUCUGGCAGCGCCGACCGCUCUCCACAGAGAGAUCGCAACUGCGCAAGGUGGUCCGGCGGGCAGGCCUCAUCGGAGCCUUUCGGCAGGUUCGGAAACAUGGUGGUGCAUCACAAUGCGCUGCUGGGUUUCCACAACAGUUGCUCCCAGGCCGACCAGGCGCAAGGCCCUGCGGCGGUGAAGCUUGAGACAGCCCCCAACUCGUGCAUGGAGACGAGAGGAACCACCCUCAAUGGCUUGCCCCGACCUCCCUUCCCCAAGGCCUCUGACGGACCUCUUCCAUACCAAGCUUCCAGAAUGCAAAACCACUUCCAGCAGAACCUCAACAGCAGAUUCUCCAGCCACACCAUAACUCGGCCCUCCAUAGACAAUCUCCAAAGCUACUCCCAAGAUAAAGUCCAUCAUCCCACUCAGCAAGGCCCACGCCCGCCCGUCAACACUUACCGGAACUUGAUGAGAAACCACCUUCUACCCAGAAGCUGCACUGAAAUCCCGGAGCAACAACACAAUGGUGGGAGCCUCUGUUCCCUGAAACUGGAGGCUCCAGAACAUGGAUACUUCCAACAACGCUUCGAUGAUCCCAUUUCCUUCCAGCAAACAGAUCCCAAGGUAGCCUCAUUCUCCACCGUAGAAGACCACUACUUGCUGGACUCCUUAGAUGGCGGCAGCGGUCCGGGCGACUCCAUCUCCCUCCUGUCUCCCGCCUCUGACCAAGUGACCAGUACCGUAGAGGGUGGGACAGUAGACGGCGGGAUUGUGCCCACGGCGACGUUGGACGACGGCGUCCCUCUGGACUUUGGCGCCAUGAUGGAGGAUGGUUUCGACCAAGGCAGCCUGGUAUCGGGUCCGUUGAGCCCUUCCAUUUUCCAGGGUCUGUCCAGGACCUCGUCGCGGCUGACCACCCCUCGUGCGUCGGCCACAUUCCCGGCCGUGGUGGCCCCCGGCGUCAACAACAUGGCCAUCGGUGACAUGAGCUCCCUACUCAGCAGCCUCGCAGAAGAGAGCAAGUUCCUCGCCAUUAUCCAGUAGUCCCCCCCCUCUCUUCUUGACUUUCUCCUCUUAGGAAAAAAAAAUGGUGUAUGUGAAGGCAAAUAAAUGGAACGAAAAUGAGGUAUAAAUUAAGAAUGGUUCUUUUCCAAUUUUUGGGAAUGAAGGCUGUUUUCCCAGCCCUGUCUUUGGAUGACAAUGUGACUUCACUUCUUCAACAGUAUUCUUGCGUAUUGUCACUGUUUUUGCUGUACACACCGUCGGCAAGAAA
Hippocampus comes (tiger tail seahorse) is the source of this 5502-nucleotide messenger RNA. RefSeq names its product GLI family zinc finger 3 (gene gli3). Gene Ontology annotation, molecular function: DNA-binding transcription factor activity, RNA polymerase II-specific; RNA polymerase II cis-regulatory region sequence-specific DNA binding. Gene Ontology annotation, biological process: regulation of transcription by RNA polymerase II; smoothened signaling pathway. The coding region runs from base 528 to 5273 and encodes 1581 amino acids. Lineage: Eukaryota; Metazoa; Chordata; Actinopteri; Syngnathiformes; Syngnathidae. The transcript is spliced from 15 exons. Gene Ontology annotation, cellular component: nucleus. The record is from RefSeq and is a predicted model, not a curated record.